Messenger RNA from Periophthalmus magnuspinnatus, 4535 nucleotides. Its product is annotated as synaptopodin. NCBI's taxonomy places the organism in Eukaryota, Metazoa, Chordata, Actinopteri, Gobiiformes, Gobiidae. Gene Ontology annotation, molecular function: actin binding. Gene Ontology annotation, cellular component: actin cytoskeleton; nucleus; Z disc. Bases 768 to 4079 code for a protein of 1103 amino acids. The record is from RefSeq and is a predicted model, not a curated record. The transcript is spliced from 3 exons. Gene Ontology annotation, biological process: positive regulation of actin filament bundle assembly.
AGCUUCGGAGCGACGGCAGAUGACCCUCAAUGACCUUUAGCGCCUUUGAUCUUGACGAGCGCCAUUCCCGAUUCCAAACAAACCAGACGCCUCAACGGGACGACAUUGGAACGCCGGAUCCGCUUCACAGCUAAUCAGGAGCAAAACAUUUAACGCCGUAGACCUUUAAUAAUCAACAAAGAAGACUUCAAGAUAAGGCGAGGCAAAACAGGGCGCACAAUUGGCCGACCUUUUCAGGGUAAAUUCUUAUUCCUCACAUGCCCGGAGCGGCAGGAAGCAACCAUUCACACAGUUCCUUUUCCUAUCACUUAAGAGUUAUGAUCCUGCAGAUAAAGAACACAGCCUAUACGCCUUUAAGAAAAAUACUACUCAGAUUGAAGGAUUACUAGCGUGCGACCGAGACAGAAAUAGAACCAGGAGUAGGAGGAGAAUAAGUUGAAAAUUGUGCAAGUUAAAUUGGCAGAUAUCCAUGGUUUCUCAGCCAGCCAGAGACUUUCGGAACACGUCAUAGUGGGAGGUCCAAUUGAAAAGUGAACUUGUCUGAGCAAACUUCAACUGUAAGGAUUAUUAUUGGUGAAGACAUGAGCAGGAACCCGGGACGUUAAAGAAACAAGAGACAGCUGUCAUUUAUUUCUGGACUAAAUUAUGGUUAAAUACAUCCGCAGAAUCCUGGGAAGUUGAGGACUUUUUUGGAGAAGAAAAAACUCCCAGUUCAGUUUGAGAGAAAAAAAUAAAAAAGAGUACAAGACUUUUUUCUGUCACUAAAAAUGGAGCAAGGACACACGACUUUGGAAAGGGGUGUGAGCUGUCCGGGGAGACUGCGAGAGCCUCUCCAGCCCGUGCAGGACAUCCCGGACCCGGAUUGCACAGAUGCAUCAUGGGAAAAGACAUCUGAAUUCAACAAAGACCAGAUGAGACGGAAAACGAACUUGAGCCGCAGCACUAGCCUGUCGGAGAAAGAGCUGAAAGAGGCUCGCGUCAGAAGUCAAAUCAUCGCCGCUCAGCUAACUGUCCCCUCCAACUCCAGCUCGAGAGGUGUCCAACUCUUCAACCGGCGAAGGCAAAGAGUGAACGCAUUUACCCAGGAGAGCGGGCGCGGGGCAAGGUCACGCGAGGAUAAUGUGACACCAAAAAUCUCAUCUAACAAGCCUACAUGGGCCGAGAGAAGCAGUGAGGAGAAGGAUUUGAACUUGAAGAACAGCUCCGGUAUCUUUUUAUCAACCACGAUGUCAAAUAGUGAUAUCAUGGAGGAGCCAGGUAAGGAUUUCCAGAAAGCAGACGCCCCGGAGGAGUGUGUUAUCCAAGAGAGACAUUUUCUACCUGUCAAGGACACAGCAGAAGAAGAAGAUAAAAUCCACUCGGAGCUAGAGGAUAUAGUUAAGGCAGAAACUCCCCCUGGAAGUAAUAACGCUGAUCUGGAUGUGAUAGGCCGUGUCGAGGGGGAAGCACAGAUGAAUGAGAGCGGUGCUACUUGGUCAGUUCCCCCCGGUAAACUUCCUAAUGGAUGCCACAGUAGCUCAGGGCCCGAGAGCCAGCCUAUGUCCACCAGCAAGCAGACCAUCAAUCGUACCGCCAGGCCAUUUUUCUCGCCUCCAACUGUGCAGUCUCCGGAGGCGGUUAGCCCCGUCAUGGACAUCCCACCCGCCCCGUCCUACUCCACCCCUCCCCUACCCGCGUACUCCGGGUCCUUCUCCUCUCCGCCGCCGCCUCCGUCCUACCCGACCCCAGCGUUACCCGCAUUUACAAACCAACCUCCUCCUCAUCCUUACUACUCCAGCCCUCCGCCAAUGUCUCCCACUUCACCUCCACCACAUUUUCAACAAUACAACCCUUCACCUCAUCAUUUUGGUCCUCCGACAGCCCCGAAACCGUCAACUUUCGUACCGCAGUGCACAGCAGACAGGAAAACACCCAUACAAAUCAAGACCGGGAUCCUGGAAGAGGGGGCGGCGAGACGGGCUAAUCGAAAAGCGAUGUUCACUUUUAAGGAGAAGCCGGUGGUAGCGCCAAAUCCAGAGCUGCUUUCAAUGGUCAAAGGUGCGGAUGCUAAAAAGAAGCUAAACAAAUCUAUCCCCGAACCUUCAACGGAGGAAGAGCUGAUGGCUUUAGGGGCAGAGGCGUCAAACUUCCUCGCAAAGGAGGAGGUUAAAGCAGAAGAAGCUAAAGCGCCAGAGUGGGCAUCUACUUUAAAGACGUCAAGGACAAGACCACGAGUCGAACACAGACCAGAGCAGACACUCACCAAUGUGGCAGGGAAGGGGGCUGAGCUGUUCUCCAAGCGCCAGUCACGGAUGGAGAAAUAUGUAGUCGAGAAUCCAAAACAAGGACAAAGGCGAUCUCCUUCACCUACAAUGUCCUUGCCGCCAUCUUGGGUCUACCCGUCCAACAUGCCAGGACGGGUCAAAGCUAUUGCUAAGAACUCCGAAAUGUCUGCUCAGCUUUCCCAAAACUUAAUAGCCCAACAAGCUGCCAAGCAAAAACCCAAGCCAAAAGUGCCAAUACCCCAGCAACGUCCAGAGCCUACUCCUCCACCUGCCCCUGUGGAGAACGGAUGCUCCAAAAUAGAAAUGGACUUGUCGAGACAUAGGCCAUACCAGCUUGACUCCUCUCUCUUUAUCCUCAAACCGGUGCAUCCCGACCCUAUGAGCACCCUGCCCAGAGGAGCACCGCAAGCGAAAAACAUAAUGCGUUCCCAGUCUCUUCCUAGACAGACUUCAAUGCCCAACAAUCCACUUUCUCAGUACAGAAGUCAGUGCUUGUCUCCCCCGCUGGCGAUGAGUCCCACCUCAGGAUUCCCAGAUGCCCAGCAGAGGAUGAGCUCUCCGGCUUUCUCCCCGGAGCGGGUGGCUUCUCCUCGGUCGGGCGUCCAAGCACCGAGACCCACUUUCUCCGCCAAGAAAGCAGGUCUCGAAGGACAGCCACCCAAAGAGUCUUCUCUGAAUGUCACUUCAAACGAGUCUCCAACAGCCACUGCAGGUCCCAGCCUGACACGGCGCUUCAGCAGCCCUGCAGACCCCUCCUCGAUGGUCUGGGGUCCAGCCCGGCCCUCCGUCAUCUCUCCUUUGUCCACCCCCCGAGGCAGCAGGUGUCAGUCCCCUCUGGAUACUCACAGUGUCCAGUAUAGACCGGCCCAAACUCCCACAGGCCCCUCUCCCUGGGGGUCCAGAUGUCAGUCCCCAUCAAACACACAGGGUCCCACCAGCCCCCCCUUCAGACCUUCUCAAGCACCCACAUCUCCUCCUCCUCCCCCCUGGGGUUCAAGGUGCCAGUCUCCUAUGAUAACCCAAGCACAAACAUCCACGAGCCGCUCUGCUUUCACAUCACGACCUGCGCAAACAACCACCUCACCGGUGUCACCUUCAUGGGCAAACAGGUGCAAGUCCCCAGUGGGCAGCCACAAUCCUUCUGCUGCCCUUUCAGUUUCCAAACCAGCCCACAGUUCUCCUAUGUCUCCUCCGUGGGGCUCGAGGAGCCAGUCCCCUAUGAUAAACCACACAAUGUCCACAUCCAGGCUGUCCAACCCUGCAGCCCCCUCCCCCUUUUCUCCCUGGAGCUCCCGCUGUCAGUCUCCGGCCCUCUCUCAGAGCAGCCUGUCCUUCUCCAGACCUCUGCACAGAUCUGCUGCCUCCUCUCCGGUGCCCACGCCUAAGGACAGCCGCUGCAUGUCCCCCACUGCCAGCACUGUGGACUCAAAGACCAACCACCGCCUCUUGGCCAAGAACAUCAUCAAUGCAGCCAAGAGGAAGAACAGUGUUUCUCCUGGAACCCUCAGUGGGCACAGCCUGCCCAUCUCACCUGUGGGCACCUCCCAUCAUGACUCUCACAAACCUCCUAUUAGCCCCUUCCACAGCCGCUCUCUGGGAGCGCAGUCGCCCACCUUCACCAGCCCCCCUCCCACCCCCACACAGGUGUGCUCCCCUGUGCGCCUGUACAACACACGCUCGCUCACAGACUCUGACGCCUCAGUAGAGUCUGAGGACUCUGGCCUGCGCUCACCUGGUCUUUACUACAACUCCCUACCCCGUGGCUGGGGCGGCAGUCUGAGGGUGAAGAGGUCUACUGUAUCCACCGACCUGUGAGGCACCUCUGCAUAAACUGUACUCUGCUUUCAUCCAAGCGCUAAUGACAAGAACAAGCUGAUUAUGUAAUGAUGCUGUAGCUUGUAUGCUUAAACCAAAGACAUUUUAACUGUUGUAAUUUCACCACAAAGCUGCUUUAACAGACCCCACUGCGCAUGUACAUUUUGUCAAAUGUUUUAACAUGACCAAUGACAUAUUAACUGAUUGAAAACUUCAAGUAGACUAUGUUGGGAUACAAUGAUGCUAAGGACACUGUAUGUACUCAUAGGACUGUUAUCAACAAUAUUCAUUGAUAUAACAAGAUCAACACAUUUCAGUUAUCAAAGCGUUGGUGUAGUGAUCUAUGCAAUAAUCAUCACAUACAGUGUGUGCUUUAAGUCAUUUACUCAGUGAAUGUAAGUUUGAUGGGCUGUUGAGUGACUGAAUAACACAAAGGACAUGGUGAGAGAAAUGUAU